AUGCCUUCCCUCGAUGUUAGCGAGCUUAACAUCGUCAUCGCCGUCCUAGGCGCUUUCAUCAUUCUAUACGGCUUCAUCUCAGUCAAGAUCAAGCAAGUGUGGUAUCUUGGUGAAGCUUUGCCUGCCGUUCUUAUCGGUGUUAUCCUAGGACCGAUAGCUGCCAGAUUCCUAGAUGCGGAGAAAUGGGGUUCUGCUGCCCAAGGGCAGCAAGAAGCCAUCACACUGGGUAUGUGCCGAAUCGUCAUCGGUGUGCAGCUGGUCAUCGCUGGAUUCCAACUCCCUGCCAAGUACCAACAAGCCCGGUGGAAGGAGAUGGCGAUCUGCCUUCUCCCUGUGAUGACAAUCAUGUGGAUCUGCACUAGCUUGUGCAUUCUCGUCACAGUUCCCAAGCUUACAUUCUUGGCUGCGCUUGUUAUCGGAUCUUGCGUUACUUGCACUGAUCCUAUCUUGUCGCAAGCAGUAGCCAAGGGUCCCUUUGCUGACAAGUUUGUUCCUCGCGCGCUGCGAGAGAUCAUCUCGUCGGAGGCUGGUGCCAACGAUGGUUUCGGUUUCCCUUUCCUGCUUUUGGCUACAUACCUCAUUCGCCAUGCCGAACUCGAUGGUGUCGAGUUUAAGACCGGCAUAGAAGGUGCCAAGGAAAUCGCUCAUCGGGCAGUCAACAUGCUCUCCAAGCGUAGCGAAGAGGGAGUUGGUCGUCUCGGUGGCGGUGUCCCGAUGGCCAUGGAACAGUGGAUUGUUGAGGGAUGGCUGUACAUCAUCGUCAUGUCCGUUGCAAUCGGUGUCAUCCUCGGCGUCGCCAGUAUGUUUGCCGUCAAGUUCGCCCUGCGCAAGAAGUGGAUCGACUCCGAGAGUCUUCUGCUCUGGCCUAUGGCUCUCGGCUUGUUCACCAUUGGCGUUUGCGGUGCGCUCGGUACGGACGACCUCCUCGCUUGCUUCGUCGCCGGAAACGUCAUGAACUGGAAUGGAGUCUACCUCGAGGAAACCGAGAAGCGUCAUGACGAGGUCAACAGCUGUUUCGAUGUCAUCCUCAACUUCGGUGGUUUCAUGUACAUCGGAACCAUCAUCCCAUGGGCCGAGUUCCAGAUGCCAGAUGUCACCGGUAUCACCAUUGGAAGGCUCAUGAUUCUUGGCUUCCUCAUCCUCGCUUUCCGUCGUAUUCCAGCCAUCUUCCUGAUGUACAAGGUCAUGCCCAACGUCGUCAAGGACUGGAAGGAGGCGCUGUUCAUGGGUUAUUUCGGACCCAUUGGCAUCGGAGCCGUCUUCUACGUCGAGCACACUCGUCACCUUUUCCCCAAGCCAGGCGAGGCUGAGACUGAAGAGGAAGAGAACCUUGUCGCAGCCAUGAUUCCAGUCGUCUACUUCCUCGUCAUCUUCUCCAUCGUCGUUCACGGCCUUUCCAUCCCCGCCCUCGAUGCUUUUUACCGUUACAAGAAGAUCCCAGCGAUCGAAGAGUCUGAGCCCGCGGAGAUUCGCGUACGAUCUAUCCACGAGGCCCUUCCUAAGAACACCAGGAUGGACUCUAAGCGCGGCUCGGUCUACCAGCACAACCGCUUCUCUCGCCCAGUUUCCAUGGGUCCAGGCCCGGAGCUGUACAGGUGGAACAACCAAGUCAGGGAUAGCGAAGCCACGUUCAGGUCAAACUCCCAGGUUCAAGCUGUGGAUUACGCAGAGAAACUGCAAAGUAUCCGGUUCCAGGAAGACUAUGCUCAUGAGAAAGCAAACUUGGGCCGGUAG
Messenger RNA from Alternaria incomplexa, 1734 nucleotides. RefSeq lists its product as uncharacterized. The record is from RefSeq and is a predicted model, not a curated record. Gene Ontology annotation, biological process: proton export across plasma membrane; sodium ion export across plasma membrane; regulation of membrane potential. Gene Ontology annotation, molecular function: sodium:proton antiporter activity. NCBI's taxonomy places the organism in Eukaryota, Fungi, Ascomycota, Dothideomycetes, Pleosporales, Pleosporaceae. The coding region runs from base 1 to 1734 and encodes 577 amino acids. The transcript is spliced from 6 exons. Gene Ontology annotation, cellular component: plasma membrane.